Molecule: messenger RNA, 2876 nt
Organism: Rhodamnia argentea
Lineage: Eukaryota; Viridiplantae; Streptophyta; Magnoliopsida; Myrtales; Myrtaceae
Product: histone-lysine N-methyltransferase SUVR4
Exons: 9
Coding region: 228-2372 (714 amino acids)
Cellular component (GO): nucleus
Molecular function (GO): histone methyltransferase activity; zinc ion binding; protein binding
Source: RefSeq, a predicted model, not a curated record
UGCAUGUCGAGCGGCGAUCGCGGUAAUGCUUGGCCGCGGUGGUCGCUGAAUCCUCCUACGGUGGAAUUUCGUCGCGGAGCAGAGAUUUUUUGAUCGGAGAAGCGCUCUUUGCAUGGCGUGAUCAGCACAUUGUCUCUUUUUUCGGUCCUGAAAGCGCUGUCAACAGGUCAACAUUCCAAAUUCAGGUGACAUUGUUGUAAUCAAAAGUAGGUUUUUUGGAUCAAUUGAUGGCUCCAGAUGUUAAGGUGCGCCAGGCAUUUGCAGCAACGAGGGCUUUGGGCAUUCCUGAUGAGGAGGUGAAGCCAAUUUUGAAGAAGCUUUUAAGAGUUUACAACAAAAAAUGGGAACUAAUAGAAGGAGAGAAUUUCCGGACACUCAUAGAUACAUAUUAUGAGUCCAAGGAAGAGAAGAAUAUAGGUGAUGGAAAUGGGAGUACUGCAGGGCAAGAUGGUUGUGAAAGACCAUCUAAGAGGCUGCACUUGGAAAAGCAGGAAAACCAAGUUUUUGUUGGUAUGAAAAAUAUAGCUUCAGGAGAUCAUGAACUUUCAACUUCUUCCGACAGAAUUGUGGAGUCACCGCAACGAAGUUUUAGAGAUGGAACCAACCAUAAUUCCCGACUGCUUCACGUGCAACACAGUAACACAACAAAGCAGACAAGUUCUUGUCAUUCUUUGAUUAAAAGUGAAGUGAUGGCUUCUAGGAAGCAGGCAAUAGGGGAUGUUGGACUAGGUCAGACUUCGAUAGAAGGCCUGCCCGGUAAAAUUCGUAAGAAAGAGCUUAGUAGGGCAAAAACAUGUUCCGUCGCGACAUUGCCUCCUAUGAUUGAGCCUACCCGACUAGGCCAUUCAGAGCAAUAUUCUCCAUCGGAUGGUACUCAGACCAGGUUUCUGAAGUCUGCUACAUCUUCUCAUGCUGAUAUGGAAGACAAGGAUGACUGCCCAUUAAGCAAUGAUCUUUCCAGUUGCAGGGGUCAUAUUAACAUUGCUUCGUCGCCUCUGGGAGAAGUCAAAUUAUCAUUGGACUGCAAACAGGCCCUUGCUCAAAGGAAAUUUGAGAGGCCAAAAUUGGGUGCUGUUUUGAAAUUUGUGGAGGACAAAUAUUUGCAGUCCUUCGAAGUUGUGGGGUCUCAGUUUUCUGUUAUUAAGUUGCUGAAAGAUAUCUGUGAAAGUUAUCUAGAUCUUGGGUGUAAUCCCUUUGAAAGAUCUGGCAUGACUAAAUCGUCUCCUGACAUCAUAGGAAGUGUCUCAAACUCCAAUGGGAUCGCAGGUCAAAACACAAAGGCUCUAAGCUAUUCUAGAAAGGACUCAGAAAUUUCAAACUCAAUUGCUAGUACAAGUUCAAGUGGUCCCGUCAAUGCUCGACGCCGUCAUUGCAGUUCAGUCAGAAAAAGCCGUUACAGUGACCUCACUGACAUAACAAAAGGUGCUGAAAAAGUGAAAAUUUCUCUGGCAGAUGAUCUUGGUAAUGAGCAACUUCCUGCCUUUAAUUACAUACCACAUAACAUAAUUUACCAAAGUGCUCAUGUGCAAAUUUCACUGGCUCGGAUUGCGGAUGACGACUGCUGUUCAAGUUGUAUAGGUGACUGUCUCUCCUCAAAACUGCCAUGUGCGUGUGCCCGUGAAACUGGUGGGGAGUUUGCCUACACACCAGUAGGUCAGCUCAAGGAAGAGUUUCUAGAAUCUUGUAAAUCGACGAAAGUGAGUCCCCAAGCGAAGGAUUUUGUUUACUGUCAAGACUGCCCAAUAGAGAGGUCUAGGAAUGAGUCAAGACCUGAAAAAUGCAAGGGCCAUCUGAUUCGCAAGUUCAUUAAAGAAUGCUGGAGAAAAUGUGGAUGUGGUAUGCACUGUGGAAAUAGAGUAGUACAGAGAGGAAUAACGUGUAAGUUGCAAGUUUUCUUGACUGAAGAAGGAAAAGGCUGGGGUGUCAGAACACUGGAGGAAUUACCUAAGGGAACCUUCGUUUGUGAAUAUGUGGGGGAAAUAGUGACAAAUACAGAGCUAUAUGAUCGUAAUAUGCAAAAAAAUGGCCGUGAGAGACAUACAUACCCGGUCAUGCUUGAUGCGGACUGGGGAUCAGAAGGGCACUUGCUGGAUGAAGAGGCUCUGUGUUUAGAUGCGACGUAUCAUGGCAAUGUUGCCAGGUUCGUUAAUCACAGAUGUUUUGAUGCAAACUUGAUUGAUAUUCCGGUUGAAGUAGAGACACCUGAUCGACACUAUUAUCAUCUUGCGUUUUUCACUACUCGAAAAGUUGGUGCUUUUGAAGAGUUAAAUUGGGAUUAUGGUAUCGAUUUCGAUGAUCUUCAUCAUCCUGUGAAGGCCUUCAAAUGCUGUUGCAAAAGUUCUCAUUGCCGAGAUAUGAAAAGAAGGAAGUAGAUCAAGAGUUGCGGCCCUCCCCUGACAACCAGUUGCUGCCCUAGCUGUACAGAAUGCCAUCAGGAUAGGUUUCUAGCUGCAAUAUAAGCAGGGCUGGCUGGGGUUCUUUACCGAAGGCAAAUGACCAUGUCUUAGCUUGGACAAUAUUUUUCGCUGAUUAAGAAUUAGGCAGAUGUUUGAUGCCGUGGAGACUUUGCAUUCUGCUGUGGGAGGAUUGGGUAUACUUCGUCAGCUCGAAUUAGCUAGCAAAGUGCAGAAAUGCCCGCACUAAGGGUAUGGCAAGCGAUUAGCUAACUCGUGACCUCGACUGGGGGACUUAUUUGUUAGGUGAUUCCAGGGUUUUGGAUGCAUAUUGUUCUAAAUCUAGGACAUCAGUCGUUCUCUGUCCUGGCUCGUACAUAGUCAAACAUGGGCUCUGCGCUUUGGCAUGGUUAAAGGUUCGUCUUUCCUUUACGGUUUCUACAAAAAAGUUUUCCGAUCGUGGGAGGUGGCUUCGUUUAGUUG